AGAAUGAAGAACUUGUGUUUUUUCUAAGCUUGAAAAGGGUAACUUGAACUGCAAGUGAUGGAAAGUUGAUAAAAUGGUGUUUCGCUGGUGGAAUGCUUUUGGGGUCUUUGCUGUCGUUUUAUCUGUGUUUAUUAUGGUGACUCCUUUACGACCAAAACCUUUUGCCCCAGAUGUGUUAAGAAAACAAGGCGUCUACAUCGAGAAAUGGGAAGGGAUCGACUCGUAUUCUAUCGAGAAUCUCAAAAACAACGCACGCUAUCCCAACCUUCCAACAUGGCGCGGCUAUGGGACGCAGUUCACUCAGCCAAAUAACUGGGGCGAGAACUUUGGCACGAGAAUACGAGCUUAUUUUGUACCAAAAGAAUCGGGGGCUCAUGUGUUUUUUAUUUCAAGUGAUAACAGCGGUCAACUCUUCCUAAGUAAUGAUGAAUUCCCAAGCCAUAAAAGUCUGAUAGCAACUGUUCGUGAGGAACGAUUCACCAAACCAAGACAAUACGACAAAUAUAUUGAACAGCGGUCAUGGCCAGUUCAGUUACAUAAAGGUCAUUACUACUAUAUCGAAACACUGAUGAAAGAGUUUUACGACAAGGACCAUCUUUCUGUAGCGGUGCAAACACCAAAGAAAUUCGUCGCACCAAUCACAGCAGAUUAUCUUUGGACAGCUUUGCCUGAAGGCUAUACCAAAAACAACAAAUCGGCGACGACCAAAGGACCACCCAACUUGGACAUCAUCAAGAUAGCAGCUAAAGCAGGAGCUAAAGCUGGAGCAUCUUCUGGCCUAAUGGCUGCCGCAAAGUCAGCAGCAAGAGCAGGAGCAGAAGCAGGCAAGAUGGCUGGAGAGGAAGCAGGUGCUAAGGCAGGAGAAGCUGCCGCUGCUGCUGCGGCUCAGGUUGUUUUUGCCAAAACUUUCAAAACCAUUUUUAGCGCCUAUAAACAAGGUAACCUUAAUUUCAUGGUUCGUUUAUUUGGACCUCGUGGAGAGAAAAUAAUAAGAAAGUACUGGAAUAUCAGCAGCGCAGAUAAUAAUACUACUGACCAGGAAAGGAGUGCCUCGAACCACGUAAUCAACAUUCAUCUUUAUGGAAACAAUGGACGGAAUGUUUUACAAAACAACUCCCCUCAAGGAUCGUCUUCAUCCUUGGAAAACAGUUACUUGCCUAAUUCUAAUGCCGGCAUCAAUGGUAAUGGCGUCUAUGGAAAUACGAAUGGUCCAAGUAAACAAAUACAAAGACAAAAUCCGUAUGUAGAACUUCCUACUGAAGGUGUUUUUGGAAGUUCAGGGAAACUGAUGCAUAAUCAGAAAUACGUACCAAUCGACACGGGGAGUCAUCCUCAUCAGAGCGCAAAGGGGCAGAAAAAUUCUGAUGAUCCUCUAGCAUAUCCCCAGAACGAUGAAGCCAAAAAUCCUUUACAGUUUACAGCUAUUUCAUCAGAUUCUUCCAGUAUCGCUUCUCUUACACCAGAUUCUCGAAGUAGCACUCCCUCGGAAACUAGCGAUUUCUCUUCUCCACACUUCGAAACCAUCGAACAAAAUGACCUUAAAUCUUCUCCGAAAUCGUUGUAUAAAAUCUUACAAAACGAUGACGAUGGAACUAGAACAACGCCUGUCUUCACGACUAUAGUUUCCGAGGGCACUAAAAAUAACAGUAUCCAGAACCCAGCUAGCGGUACUACUGAUAUAGGAACACAAUCCACUAGGGAGAAUGAGAUAUUUGUAUAUUACCCAAAGCCUGAUGAAGAUCCGGAUGACAUGGCGAGAAGGUUGGUCUACGAAGGAGGACCAGCUAGCAAAAUUGUUUUUAACGCUCAGUACAGCAUCCAUUCUCUGGACAUUCCCGCCAUCCAGAUUAACAUCACGAAGAACCUUUGCAUUAAUUCGUUUAGUGGCAAAAUUAUACUCAAAGGACAAUGUCAGUAUUUUGUAGUACGUGAGGGUCUGCUACCGAAAACGGGUACAGAUGAUAUAUCUCUUGAAUCAUCUUGUAUACCUGGGCAUUACUUGGUGCAACGAAAUUAUAAAUUCUACGUAGCAGAACGUGAUGGAACUUUACAUUUUGCUCGAGAGGCAACGUUUGGUUUGUAUAAGACAAUGGCCUUUCCAUUUUCUCUGCAAAUGAUGAGCUUCUCUCACUAUAUGUGGUUUAUGUGUGAGAGUAAACAAAAAGACCCACACAAGACAGAGAUUGAGCUUGAGUAUGUUAAUUCAAGGAAAAGUGCUAUCAACCGCUGUUCCUUUACGUUCUUGCCGCUGCCGUAUGGGGACGAUCCCAAGAAGAACUGUAAAGGUGUACUUAGUUUUGAGGUCCCGAAAAUACCUGGCCAACAGAAAAUGCCGUGGCAUCAUUUAGAUAUUCCAACGCCAGCGACAAACGAGACUAGUAGAGGUAUGUGCAUGCCGUAG
Molecule: messenger RNA, 2401 nt
Organism: Actinia tenebrosa (Australian red waratah sea anemone)
Lineage: Eukaryota; Metazoa; Cnidaria; Anthozoa; Actiniaria; Actiniidae
Biological process (GO): L-arabinose metabolic process
Molecular function (GO): alpha-L-arabinofuranosidase activity
Source: RefSeq, a predicted model, not a curated record